Dendrobium catenatum is the source of this 1186-nucleotide messenger RNA. RefSeq names its product truncated transcription factor CAULIFLOWER A. The transcript has 8 exons. Gene Ontology annotation, cellular component: nucleus. Gene Ontology annotation, molecular function: DNA-binding transcription factor activity, RNA polymerase II-specific; protein dimerization activity; RNA polymerase II cis-regulatory region sequence-specific DNA binding. Gene Ontology annotation, biological process: positive regulation of transcription by RNA polymerase II. The coding region runs from base 115 to 852 and encodes 245 amino acids. NCBI's taxonomy places the organism in Eukaryota, Viridiplantae, Streptophyta, Magnoliopsida, Asparagales, Orchidaceae. The record is from RefSeq and is a predicted model, not a curated record.
AAACUCAAACCUCCGUCCACUCUCGCUCAUCAAACGCGCUCCCACCCUCCACUCCAUUCUUCCACCAUAUCAGCCUUGCCUCAUUAGGGUUUCGGUACCGAGAGAGAAAGUACAAUGGGAAGGGGAAGGGUUCAGCUGAAGCGAAUCGAGAAUAAAAUAAACCGGCAGGUGACGUUCUCGAAGCGGAGAUCGGGUUUGCUUAAGAAGGCGCACGAGAUCUCCGUGCUCUGUGAUGCUGAGGUUGCUGUGAUCGUUUUUUCCAAUAAGGGAAAGCUCUAUGAGUUUUCCACCGAUUCCAGCAUGGAGAAAAUUCUUGAACGGUAUGAGCGUUAUUCAUAUGCUGAAAGAGCGUUAUUUUCCAAUGAGGCCAACCCCCAGGCUGAUUGGCACCUUGAAUAUCACAAACUGAAGGCAAGGGUUGAAAGCCUACAGAAGAGCCAAAGGCACCUUAUGGGGGAGCAACUCGAUUCCUUGAGCAUUAAAGAACUCCAACAUCUAGAGCAACAACUUGAAAGUUCCAUGAAGCAUAUACGAUCUAGAAAGACACAGCUCAUCCUAGAUUCAAUUUCCGAGCUACAAAAAAAGGAAAAAAUAUUGCUGGAGCAAAACAAGACCUUAGAGAAGGAGAUUAUAGCUAAAGAGAAAGCCAAAGCAUUGACGCAGAUUGCACCUUGGGAGAAGCAAAACCUGUCCCAGUAUAGCUCUGCACCCCUGCAUGUGAUUUCCGAUUCUGUCCCAACUCCUACCAGAACGUUUCAAGCAAGAGCCAAUGAAGAAGAAUCACCUCAGCCACAGUUAAGAGUAGGCAACACUUUACUACCACCAUGGAUGCUCAGUCAUAUAAAUGGUUAAAAAGAAUCUGUAAUCAAAUUUUAACAAGUUUCGCACUAUCUGAUGAAUGAUUAAUGUAACCGGUCAUAUUAAGUAUUGUACCCUUCCUUGUAUAUUUAUAAAUAACACAGCUUUGGCACAGUAUGAAGUUAGCUAAUUUUUAAGCAUUGUAGAAGCUAAGGUCAUUUGUAUAGUUCCCUGAAUUAUGUCUAUGAUAUCAAUUUCUUUUGGACUGAUGACUGCCUGAGUGGAGUCUGAGCGCAGAUCUAUUUUAGCUUGAGAUUUCCACUUUGUGCCAUUUAUUGUAUUAAAUCAAACAACUUCUUAACACCAUAAAGAUAUAGUUCUAUCAACA